UCUGGCCAAAUUUCUUCUCUCUCUUGUUUAUGUAGAGAGCAAGGAUCACGACAGUGCUGUCACCAUAUCGGACGCUGAUGCUCUCACUGGUGCGGUAGUGGCUUUCGUUUCGUGUCGGCCAGACAGUGUCUGAGAGUGACAGGUGUCGUUUCAAAACCCCGGAGUCUCCAAACGGGGGAAGGGGUUGGACUGCUGAGUGCACUUGAGCGACUUGUGCUCUUUUUUUUUUUUUUUUUUUCUUACUGUGACUGAAUAAAAAAUCCGAUUGGAGCAAGCGGCGUGUCUCGGUCGUGUGAGCUGGAGUGUGAACUUCCUGAAACGCACAAAUAUUCAGUAGAUACUCAGAAACAGUAGCACAGUGCUGUGUACAGAUAAGGAGCGAUCAAGAAGGGGUCAAAGGUCAUUCCACUGCAAUGGAGAGAGGCAAAACGAGAGGGGUCUUGAAACUGGCUCUUUUCCUGGCCCUACUACACCAGGGUGCCGGUGAAUACGUGAGGGAUUUGCAGAUGUGUGGGGAAUGGAUUCAUGGAAAAUCCCGGAAUGUCUGGUUUGAUGUUGGCAAAGGGUGUGGGAACAUUACCAUCGCGGCAAACGAAACCACACUGUCUAUCCAGGGGGAUAUCACCGGGAAUUGCGAGAAUUCCUCUACGAUCCCUCUUCCUGUGGCCGGAGGGAAGAGCUUGUUCUGCGUGUUUUGGGAACCUCUCCUAGACCUCCUGGAGGUAAACUUAGGAGACAGGAACUACACCCUGUGUAAGAGCGCCGCCCUCCAGGAGUCCUGCUGUGCCGGCCUGUCCAGCAAGGGAAACAAGGCUGCCUCUGGGAAUUAUGGAAUUGUGAACGGAAGCGAAAAAGGGGAUUUCAUAGAAACCAGAGUCCAGGAAUCCUUCAAGUUCUACGGGCACCAGGAGGACUGCCAAAAAGACUUGUGCAGUGAACGUUCUGCAAAAUUAAUUGAAGAGAUGGCACUGAGGUCAGGUGUGAUUGGCCAGGUAGACCUGCCCUGUGCCCAGGUGUCCACUCAGAGGCUGGGGGAGGGAUUCCAAGGCCGUGAGGUCAUCCUGCAGGCCUCAGCCCUGAAAAGUGGGCCAUCGGUGACAGUUUGGCUGCCCCCCUCUCUGGCACCCAGUGUGGGGACCGGAGCCUCCGCGGUGCUGACGUACUACAAGGAGAACACGCUGUUCCAGACGCCGGAGGACAGGAUCCUGGAUGAGGUGGUGGGCAUCUCCCUGGAGGGCAAAGUCGUCUCCCACCUCGCCCCGCCGCUGAGGCUCGUCUUCCGUCACGCACCGGUGGCGAAAAAUGAAACGACCAGAUGUGUGUUCUGGGACACAAACAGAGACCCAGCGAAAGUAACCUGGAGACAGGAAGGCUGUGAGACACGCAGGACGAAGGAGGGAACCGAGUGUCGUUGUGACCACCUCACCUACUUCGCCAUCCUGGUGGAGCUGAAGCCGAGCUCGUCGGUGGAUAACCUGGAGGCCCUGACAUACAUCACAUCCGUGUGCUGUGCCAUCUCGCUGUGCAGCUGCGUGGCCCUCGUCAUCUUGUACACGCGGGCGCUGAGACGCAUGAAGAAACCAGACAGGAGUAAUUCCUCCAUCCCCAUCCAUCUGAGCCUGGCCAUAUCGCUGCUGCUCCUCUGCGCGCUGUUCGUGCUGACGGGGGUGCUGGCGAACGUGGGGGGCGAGGAGGCGUGGGUGUGCCGGGCGGUGGGGGCUGCUCUGCAUUACGCCCUGCUCUGCUCCUUCUCCUGGAUGGGCCUGGAGGUGCUGAAGGCCUUCUGGCUGGUCCACUGGACCAUGGACCCCUUCCUCAGCCAUCGCGUCUGCAGCCUGCUGGGGUUCGGUCUCCCCGCCUUCCUCGUCGUCGUGUUUGUGUGCAUUAACGGCGUGUAUGGCACCCGAGACAUCACGCCCAGCAGUGAUAUCACCAGUCCCUACUCAAUGUGUUGGAUCAUGGACACUCCCAGCGGUUGGGUGAUCCACUACCUCACCAACGUGACGUUCCCGGUGGCGGUGGUGAUAGCGGGCCUGGGCAUGCUGGUUCUGGUUCUGAACACGGCCUUGAACCGAAAGGAGUGGGGUCAGAACCAAGUCACCUUCCUCAGUAUCUGGGGCCUGAGCUGCCUGUUCGGCUGCACCUGGGGCCUGGGGCUCCUGAACUUCGGGCCCCUGUCCGCGGUGACCCUGUUCCUGUUCUGCAUCAUCAACGGCUUGCAAGGUUUCUUCCUCUUGGUGCGGUUCUACCUCCUGGAGUGGAUGACUAAGCGGGAAUCCGUGACAGAGAGCAGAACCACGGACACCCUUGUAUUAAAGGAAGUGGAAGGGGGUUGCUGAUCCGGCACCUCUUCCUGUAGUAGCGGAACCGGGUUACUGUGAGGAAUGUGCUGUCCUGGGCAUUGUACGGUCACUGUUGGCCUUGAGUAAGCGUGUCUUCUUAGCGUUGACCCUAUCUGUGCAUAUACUGUAUUGUACUGCACUUUGUUUCAGUCCUCUCACUGUUUGUGGCACUUAGGAUUUUUUGCUCGUAAUUGUUUAGCUACUUGGUUACUGCACAAAUACUACUUCUCUUAACAUUUAGUGAUCUCUUUGAGAGCUGAUCUUGACCUGCUUAACCAUCUUUAUUUAACCCUUUGAAGAGUACAUUUUAUUUUGGAAUGUUUUUUUUUUCUCAAAAUUUUAAGUCAGUGUUCCAGAACUCCAUAGAUUUCUGUCACCAGCGGUUACAUCAGCAUUAGAAUGUUCACUUAAGAACUUUCCAGUCAUGCUUGUGAUGUCACUCCUUAAAGGGUUAAAAGGAAUACUUUGGCCGGCCAGGUACCACAGGGCCUGAGGGAUUGUGUCAGCGGUGAAUUCUCUGCUUCUUCAGUCAUCCGUCUGACCCCCGCAGUUUGCCUGCAGCCGUUUGCCCUGGUUUCUUACACACAGAGCUUGCAUAGCAGACGCACUUGAAUUAAUGGAAAGCAUUGCGGGUAGGAUUUGAGAAUUUCAAAUUAAGUUACCAAAGAAAACAGUCACACCAUUGUUAAUUCACCUCAUAUCAUAGUCAUAACCAUAUUCAUAUUUGGUAGAAAUAGUUUUCAUGUAUAUGCUGUACUGUGAACAGAUUUGUUUCUCCCUGGGAGUCUCUGAGGUUUCUAGGCUUUGUGCAUGUGCAUGUUCCACUGUACACUCUGAAAUAUUUGGCCCACUUAAGUUACUAAAAACAUUACGAGAGCAGGAAGAAAGCGUUAAAGCAUUGGUUUGUUAAAAGGGAAUGUGGAAUGUAACCAUGGAAAUAUUGUGUUCUAGAAUGUUGCUUAAAGGUGGCAACAGAGACCUCAGACUUAAUGUGACUAAAUGUUUUUUAAUUUUAUUUUUCAGUAAUUGGAGUUCAGUUUAUUUUAAACUUCAACUGAAUUUUCAGAGGCAGAUAGACUGAAUGUAUAAUGUAUCGUUGAUUUUUAUUGUAUUCUUUUGCACUUUUGUACAGUAGUUUUGUAUGUAAUAACUAAAUAUAUAUUUUUGUAUGUUUUUUACCUUUUUGGUCUGGUUGGAAAAUAAUAAUUCUCUCAAAUGUUUUUAACAUGUACUCUAAACUAGUAAAACUUCAUUCUCAAACA
Conger conger (European conger) is the source of this 3604-nucleotide messenger RNA. Its product is annotated as adhesion G protein-coupled receptor G3-like. Gene Ontology annotation, molecular function: G protein-coupled receptor activity. The coding region runs from base 414 to 2339 and encodes 641 amino acids. The record is from RefSeq and is a predicted model, not a curated record. Gene Ontology annotation, biological process: cell surface receptor signaling pathway; adenylate cyclase-activating G protein-coupled receptor signaling pathway. Lineage: Eukaryota; Metazoa; Chordata; Actinopteri; Anguilliformes; Congridae. The transcript has 14 exons. Gene Ontology annotation, cellular component: membrane.